Ostrea edulis (European flat oyster) is the source of this 5413-nucleotide messenger RNA. RefSeq lists its product as uncharacterized. The coding region runs from base 209 to 2410 and encodes 733 amino acids. Lineage: Eukaryota; Metazoa; Mollusca; Bivalvia; Ostreida; Ostreidae. Gene Ontology annotation, biological process: iron ion transport. Gene Ontology annotation, molecular function: copper ion binding; oxidoreductase activity. Gene Ontology annotation, cellular component: plasma membrane. The record is from RefSeq and is a predicted model, not a curated record. The transcript is spliced from 3 exons.
GGUUAAGUAUUGUUCGUUUGUCUAGUGAUACAUUUUCCCUCCAUAUUGCCGCUCAUUCGUCAGAGCAUCUGUUGUUAUUUGUGAAAAUUUGAUCUCAACAGUCUUCUGUAUAAACGUCAUGCACGGUAUUAUUUAAACAACAUAUACAGACACUUGAAAUACGAUGCACACAUAGUUUAAAGGAAUCUAGCUGGAAACAGAUCGAAGCAUGAAUCUAAAGCAUAGCACUCGGUGUGUUUCUUUGGCAACGCUGCUUGUAUGUAUCGUCUUGGUUCAAGGAUACUGGAAAACUCCAGAGGAGGGUCCCACCUGUAAGUUUGAUACAUGUAGAGAAUCUGAUGCUACAUGCGAAUGCUCUCUCACCAUUGAUCACAGGUUGACAAUGACAACAAAAGAUCAAUUACUAGUUGUUCCAUCUGAUGGUAAGCUUUACUACUAUAACGAUACAAGCAGACUCAACCCUUUGUCAGAUUCCGUCAUCAGUGACAUUAUAACGACAGAUGGAUAUGGAUCCCGCCUUGUCAUAGCAAUUAAUGAUAAAUUUCCUGGACCAACCAUAGAAGCUUACGAAAACCAGCAAAUGAUAAUCCAUGUUAGAAACUUGAUGCAUACUGAUUCGACAACGUUACAUUUUCACGGGAUGCAUCAGCGUGGGACACCGCAUGCUGAUGGUGUAGCCUUUAUAAGCCAGUGUCCAAUUUUGCCCGGACAAACAUUUACCCACAGAUUCACUGCGAGUCCACAUGGGUCCAGUUUCUACCAUGCACACAUAGGAGACCAGCGUACCAUGGGUUUGUAUGGAGGGCUUAUCAUUUAUCCCCGGGACAAAUUCUUUUCUCAACCACAAGUUGGAUUCACCGUUCUCUUGCAGGAUUGGAAUCACAACGAUGAACCUGAAACUUUGUAUCAGCGCAUGCUUAAUGGGAUUUACAAUUUUCAAAACAAUCCACCGACUCGAAUUGAAACUACACAGUCCGUUGAUGGCGCUAAUUUUAGUCGAUUUCAUUUUCACUCUGGUCUUAUCAAUGGUAAAGGAAGAUUUUAUUCACGGAGUCCUUAUGUACUUCAACACAAUGGGGCCCCUCUUGAAAUAUUUCGCGUAAAGCCACAAACAAACAACAGAUUUCGAGUGAUAAGUGCAGCAACUCUUUACCCUUUCCGCGUUUAUGUUCAAGAUCAUCCGGAGAUUACGAUUGUAGCAUCUGAUGGAUUUGAGAUUGUCAAAGGAAUUGGAGAGGAAAGUCAGGCAAUCACUGUAGAAUCGUUUAUCAUUCAUCCAGGAGAGCGAUUUGAUUUUUUAUUGUACACAGGAAAGACUGUAAACUCGUAUCUUCUAGUUGCAGAGAGUAUUGAAGUCCUACCUAGCAAUGUAUAUGAAUAUCAUGCUGCAGAGGCAAUAAUUGAAUACGAAGCCUCCCCCUAUCCAUACGUUAGAUCACGAGAAAGCAAUCAGAAAUAUUGUACCAGUGGAGCACCAUGUGUGACAUUCAACUGUCCAUAUCUGUACUAUCCCGCCAAUGAAUACAGACAGUGUCUGCCUUAUGAUGUAGCUAACAGUAAUGAAUCAAAUUCACGUUAUAGCGAAGUUGAUAUUGUUUCUGAAACGCUGUUUUUUAACUUUGCUUUCCCUGGUGAACCAGGAAAUACGCCAGGUUCGGUUAAUGGACGUGCAUUUGUACCGCCUGUGGCACCUAUACUCACAGAAUCAAGCAAGGAACUGCGAACAGAAUGCGAUGACUCGAAAUGUCGCCAUGACUCUAUCUGCUCCUGCACAUAUUCUGUUAAUCUUGACUUUGGGAAGGUAUAUCAGUUUGUCAUGACAAAUCUUGGUAGUGGUCGAGGAUGGUCCCAUCCAGUUCAUCUUCAUGGUCAUUAUUUUUUCGUGUACAAAAUGGGAUUUGGAGAAUAUGAUCAGACUACAGCCAAAUUUAUCGAUGAAACAGAUGACAUUGAAUGCAUGAAAACUAGCACUACAAAUUAUUGUAAUUCUGCUAAGUGGAGAAAUCAAGCUUGGGACAGCAAUAUUCCUGGUUCAAAAACAAUUUUCCCUCCAGAAAAAGACACCAUAAUAAUUCCAACGGGAGGAUACGUCGUUAUACGAUUUAAAGCAAAUAAUCCUGGAGCCUGGUUCUUUCACUGCCACAUUGACCUUCACAACACCAAUGGAAUGGGAAUGGUUCUUCUGGAAGCGUCAAACAAUUACCCAUCAGCUCCAUCUGGAUUCCCAAAAUGUGGGUUCUUUGGAGAAAGUCAAAACGGAAAUCCAUCCAUACGUCCAAGUCAAAACGGAAAUCCAUCCAUACGUUCAAGUCAAAACGGAAAUCCAUCCAUACGUUCAAGCCAUGUAAUCGAUUUGGUGUUGCUGUCGUCCGUGACAAUCGGAAGAUUUAUGGGUAGAAUGUACAUGUAAACUCGAGUUAGUAAAAUUGUAUGAGUUGUUAAUUGGCUAUCAUAUAAAGAUUGUGCAGCAGUCAAGUAAAUAUAACCAUACAGGGUUGGAUAAUUAUGAACAUGAUAUAUCUGGAAAGUAGCAACGGUAGCAUAUCUUCUGUGCUUGCAUUGUUAUAUAUACAUGUAAUCAGUUACUGGAGGGCUCUCCACUUCAUAAAUUUCACCAUUCAAAGUAUAGUUAGGGUGGACAAUGGAAAUUUCGCCGAAAAUAUAUAAAUUUAAAAAAAAAUCAUUUAUUAGGACAGAUGGAACAUUACUGAUAUUGGAUCAAAUUAUAAUGGACUAAAAUACAUGUACAUAUUCAGGGCAAUUAUAUGUAUAUUUAGAAUGAUCACAUGAUUUGACGUCACGUAGUUUUAACAAAUAUACCUUCGAUAUUGAGUUCAUCAAUAAAUGUAGAUAUUGCAUGGUGAUGAGGUUGAAAUUCACACUUUCACUUUUAAACAACCUUUAAAGUCUAUGAAAACCACUAAGGAGUUUUAUAUAUUCCGAUUUAUGAUUGUUGACAUGGUAUUGAAUUGAAUGUUUAAAGUUCUUACGGGUCAGCUGCAUUUUAAUCUAAGAUAAAUAAGUUAUUUCUAAGAUUCAUUAGGUCUGGAGCACUUUUCAAAUAGCUCAAUAUUUCUCUGGUUCAUUUUAAAAAGAACCUAUUGUGAUGCAUUGAAGGAAUAUCAUUGCAAUAAAUCGAUUUGUAACAUCCAAUCAUCUGUCCCCUUCUCAAUAAAUAAAGCACCAUUGCUUUCCUACAGGAAAAAUCAAAAAUGUUUUUGUGACUCUAUAAGAGAGGCAUUGCUAUCAAAUUAAUAGUCUGCAAACAUUUUUCCAUUCAAUUGUAAUUUUUAUUCAAUAAGAAAAAAAACCCAGUUGAUCUGUCACUUACUGCAAAUGAUAUGCGUCAGACUAUCAUGAUGACGUCAGGAUGACAAGUAAAAACUGAUAACUUUUUGGUUAUAUCGCAAGGUGUUAGAUUAUAUUAAGGACAAAAACUCGUUUAAUGUUAAGUUUUUCUGCAGUGUCAUACUUUCGUGCACUUUAGAAACAUUGAUUAUUUUGUUUCAUGGUAUUUUGAAGGGUUGCGAUUUUUUGCUGUUUUUUUAUUUGAUGUCAUACUACACAUUUCUGUAUAUAUUACGGCACGCCUCCUUACUUGAAUUUUAACUGUACUAUGUGGGGGAAACUGCAUGCAAGUGAAAGCACGAAUGCGUGUUUGACCUUUUAGUUUUAUUUAAUCAAUUUUUGGUAAUAUUAACAACAGAUCAUAUUUGUGUAAUGAUCAUUUACAAAGUACACUAUGUAAUCAAGUAUAUUUGUAUCUAAUUUACAAGUACGUUUAAAAGCAAUUCCCAUUCUCCUGUUAUGAAUGAUUGACCAUAUGAUAAGUCAGAAUCUCAACCGAAAUGAAGUUAAAAGAGAUUCAUUGUACAAGCGCAUUCAUCAAUACAUCUAUAUGCAUUAGAUGAAAUUCUGGCUAGUCAUAUUUUAAAUAUAUAUAGUUUAAAGAUCUGUAUGGGAAUUACAUAUCCCAGGGCCCUCACAAAUAAUGUUUAGUUGAAGCAAUUAAACAUUUCAAAGAUGGUCCACGCACACACCAAUUUAACCAUGGCGGGCCGCCGUGAUAAACCAACUUGUACAGAAUACUGAAGGGUUUCUAUCAGCGACAGAAAGAAAAAAAAGAACCACGUUUUAAUGUUGUAUGACACUGACAGAAAUUUGGUAUCUAAAUCGAUGAAUAUUUACAGAAUCACAAGCAAUUCUUGCGUUUGAGAAGGAAAAAGAACUGAAAAAUAGAAAACAAUAUAGUUGUCUGAACAUUUUUCUGUAUAUAAUUAGUACUUUUAAAACCUUUAAGUUUUUAUGGUUUAGAAUAGCAAUGUUAAAAUGUGAUGUAUACACGUAAAAAUAUAUAAAAAAAAAAAAAAAAAGCUGAUCAGAUUAUAAUAUGUUAAGAAAUAAGGAGUAAAGGUCAAUCAACCUGAGACAAAGGGUGUAAAUACAUUCCGAUCCCCUGCUUACAUGCUUCUCUGACAGUGAAACAGCUGUGAUAAGUCUAACGGCUAUGUCGAAAUGCAAACAGACAUUAUUAAGCAUCUACUCGGUAUCUGGGCUUGGUUCUAUGUGUGUAUUUAGGCUUUACUUAUAGUAUAUUAGAGAAUAUCUAGUAAUAGUAUCCGUGUUACUUUUGCAUAGGGUUUGGAAAUAAUGGUGGCGUUAAUAUACCUUAGGAGAAUAACAGAAUUGUUAGUUAGCUACACUCAGUAGGUCCUAAUUUGGUUUUUGUUACCUUACAGUUACUUGUUGAUAUAUUGUUGCUUUGGUGUUCUUUGAAUCAUUAUCCAGAAUAGACCAAGGAUAUGUUUUGGGAUUUUGUAAAGACAGAAUUUGUUAUUGUUCUGAUAUUGUCUGCAGUCAUUGGUGUAAGUUUUGUUGUGAUUGCUUGAUUCUUAGGAAGGAAACCAAAGCGGACAUGAUGAAAACUAUUGUAAUCAAAAUGAGUUAUUUGAUUAUGGAAUGUCUUACAUACAUACAUGUAUACAGUUAAAAUUGAAUACCGGAAUACGGUGUAAAAGAAUCUAACUUAAUGACUUUGAACAUGGUGAACAAGUCGCAUCCUCUUAGGGCUCUCUAAGUACAUUAUAAUAUAUUCACCAAUAUUUUGUCCAAAAGAAUCGUUUGUUAGUUCCAUACUUACGGUGCAAAGAAAUUUUAGGUGAAAGGUUAUUUACAGCAUAACAAUCCAAUGUAAAAUGUCUGACGUAUAGAGUUUGAAUGCACCUAAUUUUCAGUUUACAUUUCUCGAAGUACUUAGUGUGUCAUAUAAGUUCAUAUUUAACGAUGUUUUCCAUGUCAUGAAGGGUGUCAUAUUGCUUUGUAGAUGGCGUAUAAUAUAAUAUUUGUUGUUUGUGCUUUUUUAGUAUUCAAUACACGUACUAUUUUCGAGUAUAAUAAACGUGAUAUUCUGCAA